Messenger RNA from Fonsecaea multimorphosa CBS 102226, 2520 nucleotides. RefSeq lists its product as uncharacterized. The transcript has a single exon. The coding region runs from base 1 to 2520 and encodes 839 amino acids. NCBI's taxonomy places the organism in Eukaryota, Fungi, Ascomycota, Eurotiomycetes, Chaetothyriales, Herpotrichiellaceae. Gene Ontology annotation, biological process: regulation of DNA-templated transcription. Gene Ontology annotation, molecular function: DNA binding. The record is from RefSeq and is a predicted model, not a curated record.
AUGGAGUACUUCGAUUUCGACGACGCCUCGCAUGCCAUCCCUGCUUUCGACCUUGACGACUGUUCGUCGGUCGCGGGCGAGGCUUGUGAGACUGAUGCCACGGAUUGCUAUGAAUCCCUCUUUUUCGACAAAUCGGCGGCCCUUCCGACAAGUCGACCGCCGCCCAUGAAAAUCGUCAAAUUGAAGCUAAUCAACAACGUCGAAAUAGAGGCCAUCCCACAUCCUUCCGACAUCACCGCGGACUACCCCAUGUUUCGUGCCAAAGAGCCUUGUGAUCUGUGCGCGCGAAUGGGUCUCGAUUGCUUCUUGGCUACAAGAGGCGCUCUGGUCACAGGCUGCACCUGCUGCAUCUCUCUGUAUCGAGAGUGCAGUUUUGUCCACCCCAAAAUCCCCAAAGGCUUUGUCAAUACUUUCCCAGGAAUUGCAGAAGAUCAGCAGAUUACUGAAGGGCCAUUGACCGAACGGAGAAAGGCCAUGAAGUCAAUGGAAGAGGGACGAGGCCGAAAGACUGGCGCCCGGUUCCCGCGCGACGCGGUCAAGAUACUGAAACAGUGGCUUGCUGAACAUGCUGACCACCCGUAUCCGAAUGAGCGAGAAAAGGACGAGCUCAAGCAAGUCACCGGCUUGAAGAGGAGCCAGAUCUCGAAUUGGCUGGCCAAUGCGCGCAGACGAGGCAAGGUCAGGCCUGCCGAAUCUGGGCCGUCCUCACCGAUGCUCGGGGCAAUUGACAUACCCAACAGAGUCGACAAUCCAGACAUUACAGAUCUCAAUCCCCUAGACCGAUGGAAAGCCUCACCACCAGAACACGAACCCGCAUCGAUGACCGCUAUUGCUCGUGCCGUCACUUCCACCCCGCUACCAGUUCGCAAUCCGUCUCUGCCGAGCAUUCAUGGCUCCAGGCCAAGCUCGAGGAAGGCAUCGAGCGAAGACGAUUCAUCCUUCUCCAUGUUCCGUGCUCCAUCUGUAAGCAGUUUUGGAACCAAAGAAUCCAGCAAUUCCGAUCUUACAUUCGCUUCUUCGCGGUCGAAUCGGUCCAAGGGUUCUUUUGCAUCUUCCCAAGACCGGCGCAGGCGCAGGCGAGCCCCGGUGGCGCAACGCACGGCUACGCAACAGGCCAAAUCCCGCGCGGCAAGGAUCUUCCAAUGCACGUUUUGCACAGAUUCGUUCCCUGCCAAGUAUGACUGGCAGAGGCAUGAGAAGUCUCUCCAUCUUGCUCUGGAGCGGUGGACAUGUUGUCCCAAUGGUGGUACAAUGACCGACGCACUGACGGGAAUGGAACUUUGCGUCUUCUGCCGCGAGCCAAACCCGUCUACGGAUCAUUUGGAAUCGCACAAUUUCACUGCGUGCCAAGAGAAGACGUUGCAAGAACGUACCUUUUAUCGGAAGGACCACCUCAGCCAGCAUCUGAAAUUGAUGCACAACGCGAAGGUGCAGUCUCACAUGGACACCUGGAAGAGCACCACAAACGAGAUCAAGUCGUCUUGCGGCUUCUGCCCAUCCAAGUUCACCACCUGGCAACAGCGAGCAGAUCAUCUUGCUGCUCAUUUCCGGAAUGGUGCGGACAUGAGCAACUGGGGUGGCGGAUGGGGUUUUGAACCGUAUGUCGAAAGACUGGUUGAGAAUGCCAUACCGCCCUACCUCAUCGGCCACGAGAGGACCACGAUGGACCCAUAUGUCGCAAGGCUGACGGCAACACCGUCCUCUCACACCGACGGCGGAUUGACCAACGGCACCUCAGCCGAGAGCACGGAGCCUGAUCAAAUGACUCGUGACUCAAAUUGUUGGGGUAGACUAGAGCAGGAAUUGAGCAAAUUUGUAUCGCAACAGAGAGUUGCAGGUCACGUCCCGUCAGACAAGGAGCUGCAGGAUCACGCGCGCUUUAUCAUUUACGAGGACAACGAUCCCUGGAACUGGACCUGCGCAGAUAAUCAGCAAUGGCUUGAUACUUUCAAGUACCAACAGGGGAUUGGAACUAUCACAGAAGCAAUGGUGCCGACCCAAACCCUGGCUGAAGUGCCCAUCCUAGCCCCAUACGUGAUCAAGGGCGGGUUGAAGUCGAAGCCUGCAACCACCCAAAGUCAGCGUAGGAGCUUGUCCGUUGAUACCAACUCUUUCCCAGCCAUGACACCGGACUGCGGCAGUGUACCCAACUCGACCACGGCAAGGACAUUUGACAACGGCAUGGAGCUUGACUUUGACAGCAUUGAUUUUAGCAACCUCGAUCUUGGAAUGGUCGACGAUCUGAACUUCGACCUAGGACUCGACAACAGUCAAGGAGUAGGGCUGGCAUGCGGUAGUGGCAUUGGCGUCUCGAUGGCGCCUGCGACGCCGUUCUCAUCGAGUAUCUCGGGUGACGGUUUGUUCGGCUCGUAUGGGAUGAACCACCCAGUGGGCGUGGGUAUGGACAUGAACCCAGGAAUGCCUCUUCAGCAGCAACCGACACAGGCUGGCAGCACUGGCCAGUUCAUGAGUGACCGUGACCUGAACCAAUUGACAGGUUACGUCGCAGGAUUCAACUGA